UUUCCUCAUUGUCUUCCCAUAAAACACAUUAACAAAGAACAUUAAAGCUGCUCCUCAACAUCAUCCUCUUUCCUUAUUAUUCUCUGUCAUUAACUCCAUCAAAAUCAACCAUUUAAUACCCAUCCAGUAUUUUCUUUCAUUAUUUCCCCCUCUUUAUAAAUAUACUCAGUAUCUCCCUCCCCCUUCUCUCCAUUAAAAGGUUUCUUUGAACAUAUUAUAGGGUGCAGUGGGAAAAAAAGAAAAAACAUCAUGAAAAUGCUGAACUCUAUUCCUCUGCAGACACAAAACGAGGUAGAUUAUCAUCUUCAUCACCAACGUCGGUAUUUAGCCAAGAAAAAGUCUAAAGAAGCGGCUAACAGACAUGCCAAGGCUGAAAGUGAACGCAGGAAAAGAAUCAAUUCUCAUCUUUCUACCCUCAGGAAACUCUUUCCCCAUCUCACUAAAAAGGAUAAACCGAGGGUGCUUACGGAGGCCGUUAAGGAGCUGAAGGAGCUUAGACAGAAGGUGGCGGAGCAGCUGGAACAGCAUCAGAGCGAGGGGGAAACGCCGUUAUUUUUGCCGGGGGAGAAUGAUGAGGUGGCGGUGGUUCCCUGCGAUGGAGAAGGAGAGUCGGCGGUGAAAGCGACGAUUUGUUGCGAGGAUAGGCCGGGGCUGAACCGGGACUUGACGGAGGCGGUGCAGUCGGUUAAAGGGCGGGUAGUGAGGGCGGAGAUGGCGACGGUGGGAGGGCGGACCAAGGUGGACGUGGUGGUUCGGUGGUGCGGCGGUGGCGUCGGGGAGAAGGAUCUUGGGUCGCUUAGACGUGCCCUUAAGGCCGUUGUGGAAAACCGGUCGUUGGGAAUGUUGUUGUGCCGUAGGUUUCGGGCCGAUACAUGGGCCGGCCCGAAAGUAGACGGGCAUGCUAACAAUUCGGCCCAGAUAUGUGGUUCGCUUAGUAAUGGAUCUGGACUUCCGGAUGGUUUGUUAUUCAAUACUGUUUAA
Messenger RNA from Ipomoea nil (Japanese morning glory), 981 nucleotides. RefSeq names its product putative transcription factor bHLH107. Gene Ontology annotation, biological process: regulation of DNA-templated transcription. Bases 250 to 981 code for a protein of 243 amino acids. Gene Ontology annotation, molecular function: DNA-binding transcription factor activity; protein dimerization activity. The record is from RefSeq and is a predicted model, not a curated record. NCBI's taxonomy places the organism in Eukaryota, Viridiplantae, Streptophyta, Magnoliopsida, Solanales, Convolvulaceae. The transcript has 2 exons.